GAUGAUAGCGUCUCGCACUGACAAUGACAGACAAAUUGAUGUUAGAAUGGUCGUCAGUGCUAAUCUAUCAGGACGUUCGAAAUGACCAUUUUCAAAACAGUUUUAUUUAACAAAAAACUGUUGGCAGCACUGAUUGUGGCAGCCAUCAUAACCGUCUGCGCCAUUACGAUUCCGCUGGUGAUAGUAUCGUCGAGUGGUGAAAAUGCUGCAGAGUCAUUCUCAGGAAGACAGGUCCUCGACGAGGUUCCCCUGAUUGAUGGCCAUAAUGAUUUGCCCUUCAAUAUCUACAAAGUGGAACGAAACUUGUUGGGGAACUUCAACCUGGACUCAAACUUGAAAGAGCAUCCUAUCUGGGGUCAAACGGCCUCCAGCCAAACGGAUCUACCCAGACUAAGGGAAGGAAAGUUAGGGGCCCAAUUUUGGGUGGCGUACAUUCGUUGUGCUGAUACGCAGUACAAGGACGCUGUAGCAAGGACUAUGGAGCAGAUCGAUGUAGCAAAGCGUGUUAUUGCCAAGUAUCCGGAAGAUCUGAAGUACGUGACAACGGCUGAUGGUAUAAUGGAGGCGUUUGGGGAAAAGAAGAUUGCCUCACUGUUGGUAGUAGAGGGUGGUCACUCGAUUGAUUCAAGAUUGCCAGUUUUGCGAAUGUUCUACGAAUUGGGCGUUCGAUAUCUGACUUUGACGCAUUCGUGUAAUUUGCCUUGGGCAGAUGCAUCACCGAUCGACGCGGAAGAGGACCCGCAGUUGAACAAUCUAUCCGAAUGGGGACGCAAUGUAAUUCGGGAGAUGAAUAGACUGGGAAUGAUGAUAGAUAUCUCCCACGUAAGCUACGGAGUGAUGCGAGACGUACUUGAGGAAAGCAUAGCACCGGUGAUCUUCAGCCAUUCUUCGUCACACGCAGUGAAUCAGCACCACCGAAAUGUGCAGGAUGAUGUAUUGGAAGAACUAGUGAAGAACAAUGGUAUUGUUAUGGUUAACUUUUAUACAGUAUUUGUUGGAGGCAAUACGAUCAACGAUGUCGUUAAACACUUCAAUCACAUUAAAUCUGUCACGGGCCCUGACCACAUUGGCAUCGGUGGUGAUUAUGAUGGUGUUGAGCUAACUCCUGAAGGUUUAGAAGACGUUUCCAAAUAUCCGGACCUGUUCGAUAUGUUAGCUUCUGGAAAGUUCACAACUGGGGAAACUUUUGUGCCUUGGACAAGAGAAGAGUUGCGGAAACUUGCCGGACAGAAUCUGUUGAGAGUGUUCAAGCAUGUCGAACAAGUCCGUGACGACAUGCGGAGUGUGCCUCCCUAUGAAGACAUCAUUCCUUAUGCUGAAUUCGAAAGGGUAGGAGCUGCCGACCAACCUUGCAUGACCAAUAUGAAUAUCCAUCAAGAAUAAAAAUAAAUGAAUUGU
Messenger RNA from Armigeres subalbatus, 1398 nucleotides. RefSeq names its product dipeptidase 1-like. The transcript has 4 exons. Gene Ontology annotation, biological process: proteolysis. NCBI's taxonomy places the organism in Eukaryota, Metazoa, Arthropoda, Insecta, Diptera, Culicidae. Gene Ontology annotation, molecular function: metallodipeptidase activity. The coding region runs from base 82 to 1383 and encodes 433 amino acids. The record is from RefSeq and is a predicted model, not a curated record.